AUGUCGACAAAGGAAAGUGGAAGCACUAGUGUGAAUAAGGAAGAGAAAAAGGUUAAAGUUGAGUCCGCGGCGUCCACUCAUGUUACUCUGGGAAUCAAGGGUCAGGACGAGGAGGCAGUUAGAGUGUUUAAAAUGAGAAGGAACGUUGAGAAGCGUAAAGUUAUGAAACGGUACAGUGAAACGAGAGGCGUGAAGUUGAGCACGUUUGUUUUCAUUUUGGAAGAUGGAACGAGAAUUCGAGGGUCUCAAACACCUGAUGAGCUGGAGCUCGAGGAUGGAGAUCAAAUUGACGCAAUGUUGCAUCAUGAUGGAGGCGGUUAUGGUCCAUCUUCUAUAACAUUUUGAGUGUUGAUUCUUUGUUGGGGAAUGUAUGAGUUAUGCAUGUAAUAAGAAAAGAAUAAGUUCAGUUGCUUAUGUAACACGAUUUGAAUCGAAUAAAAAAG
This is a messenger RNA of Eruca vesicaria subsp. sativa (arugula), 443 nucleotides long. Lineage: Eukaryota; Viridiplantae; Streptophyta; Magnoliopsida; Brassicales; Brassicaceae. The record is from the annotation of a GenBank genome assembly.